GGCAUCAGCGAUGGGGUGGCCCUGGUGCAGGCCGUGGUCCCCAAGAACCAGGCCCAUUCCUUCAUCACUCAGGGAUCCCCCGACAUCCUGGUCACCGUGAGUGCCAACGGCUUGCUGGGGACCCACAGCUGGCUGCCCUACGACAAGAACAUCUCCAACUACUUCAGCUUCACCAAAGACCCCACUGUCACCAACGCCAAGACCCAGCGCUUCCUGCAGGGCCCCUUCGCCCCCGGGGCCGACCUGAGCUCCCGCACGCUGGCCGUGUCCCCCGACGGGAAGCUGCUCUUCAGCGGGGGACACUGGGACAACAGCCUCCGUGUCACCUCGCUGGCCAAGGGCAAGGUGGUGGGGCACAUCACCCGGCACAUAGAUGUUGUCACCUGCCUGUCGCUCGACCUCUGCGGCAUCUACCUCAUUUCUGGCUCACGGGACACCACCUGCAUGGUGUGGCAGGUCCUACAGCAGGGUGGCUUUUCCAGUGGCUUGGCUCCCAAACCCGUCCAGGUGCUGUACGGCCACGACGCCGAGGUGACGUGCGUGGCCAUCAGCACCGAGCUGGACAUGGCCGUGUCCGGCUCCAAGGAUGGCACCAUCAUCACCCACACCGUGCGCCGGGGUCUCUUCAUCCGCUCCCUGCGGCCGCCCGGCGAGAGUUGUCCCCCUGCCCUCCUGUCCCACCUGGCCGUGGGGCCCGAGGGGCAGGUGGUGGCCCAAACCGCCGUGGGGCAGCCCUCCUGCUGCAAGGACAGGUUCGCGCUGCACCUGUACUCGGUGAACGGGAAGCUCCUGUCCUCCGUCCCGCUGGACCGGGAGGUGACAGCCAUGUGCCUGACCGAGGACUUUGUGGUGCUGGGGACCUCGGAGUGCGGGCUGGAGAUCCGUGAGCUCCAGAGCCUCAGGGCGGCCGUGCCCCCUGUGCCCAUGCGCGUGCCCGUGCGCAGCGUGUCCGUCACCAAGGAGAGGAGCCACAUCCUGGUGGGGCUGGAGGACGGGAAGCUCAUCGUGGUGGGAGCUGGGCAGCCCGCGGAG
Cyanistes caeruleus (blue tit) is the source of this 1032-nucleotide messenger RNA. Lineage: Eukaryota; Metazoa; Chordata; Aves; Passeriformes; Paridae. The record is from RefSeq and is a predicted model, not a curated record.